Messenger RNA from Macrosiphum euphorbiae (potato aphid), 1083 nucleotides. The record is from the annotation of a GenBank genome assembly. Lineage: Eukaryota; Metazoa; Arthropoda; Insecta; Hemiptera; Aphididae.
AUGCAAGCCAUAGAUGUGGUAAAUAAUAACCAAAGAACACAAGCUCUAUUAAUCCCAAAGGUUGAAUGGAUAAGACUAAAAAAGAUUUUGACCAAAAAGGAUGAUGAUAUAGCUACAAUUGAGAUGAUAAAGCGAUUAAAAGACGAACGGCAAGCUACAUCCAAAGCCAUAAAAGAAUCAUGGGACGCCACUGUACUGACUAUACAUGCUUCACGGUUUUUGAGAUUGAAAGAACGAGAGAAUAUAAAGCGUGACAAUGAUAUUAAAUUAAGAGAAGAAGGUAAAGCUGAAUUGCAGAGAAUUGCAAAUGAAAUCGAGGAAGAUAGAGAGAAAAAAAAAGCUAAAGCUCUAGCAACGAGAGAGAAUUUAAUAAAUCACUUAAAUGAAAAUAGAAAAAUUGUGGCUGAAAACAUUAAGCUGCGUCAGUUAGAAGAUCAAGAGGAAAAUUUAGUAGUAUCAAUAAUGGCUGAGGCAAAGAAGAAAAUAGCUAAAACAAGAAAACUGAAAGAAAUAGAAAUUUUAAAAGAAAAACAAAAAUUAUUAGAAAAAAUGGUUGAAACUGCAAACACGGGUCAGGAUAAAGAAGAGGUUUCAUUUCAAAACGCAGUCGAAGAAAAAGAGCGGAAGUAUCAAAGAGAAGAACUUAAAAAUAAGGGUUUGAUAAAAAAUAGAGAAGAAGAUUUCGAGGCCAGUAAGAAGAUCUUGGAUGAAGAAAAUAGAAAGGAAAAAGAACGUUUGACACUGAGUCAUCAGUGGGAACUGGAAAGGCGCCUAAGAGAGACUGAGAUGUUAUGCUUACUCGAAGAGUCAAGUAAACAGGCAAAGACCAGAGAAACUAACUGUUUUCGAAAGAAUCUCAAUUUACAAUGUGAUAACAAUAGAGCAGCUACUAGAGCUAACAAACUGGUAGAUGUUGAAAAAUAUAAUGCACAAUUAAAACUUUGGAAACAACAGGACGAGGAGUUUAUGACCCACACCAAAAAUAUGAUAACUAAAUAUAAAAAAGCUGGGAUAUCUGUCAUACCAUUAAUGAAAGCUAUCGAGGAUUAUAAGAAAAAAAACAAAUUACUCAGCAUGCAGUGA